This is a messenger RNA of Punica granatum (pomegranate), 788 nucleotides long. The record is from RefSeq and is a predicted model, not a curated record. Lineage: Eukaryota; Viridiplantae; Streptophyta; Magnoliopsida; Myrtales; Lythraceae.
AUGGACAGAUCGAAGCAUGUCGAGGUUAAAUUACCAGAGGACAGCAGGGAUGAAGGUCCCACCACCCCGAAGUUCGAGGAUGAGCGGUGGAAGAAGGGAACUUGGGACCUUAACAUGUUCGUGGAGAAUGGAAGGGUGGAUUGGGAUGGCAUAAUCGUUGCAGCUAAGAGACUCUGGGAGGCUUUAUUAGUCUCUUGUACCAUUUGGUCAUGUCAUGUCGUAGAAGCAAGGAGGAGAAGGUUUCUCGAGCUGUUCCCGGAAGCAGCAACAAACCAAGAACCAGUUCUCUUCCGAAGCUCGAUAAUCCCUUGGUGGGCAUGGAUCCGUAGGUCCCACCUCCCCGAAGCCGAGCUCAUAAAUGGUCGAGCAGCGAUGAUAGGCUUCUUCAUGGCGUACUUGGUGGAUGCAUUAACAGGCCUCGAUGUCGUGGGCCAAACAGGGAAUUUCGUGUGCAAGGCAGGGCUGUUGGUGACGGUAAUUGGGGUGGUGCUGUUCAGGAGAAGGCGGGAUUUGGAAACUUUGAGUAAGCUGGCCGAGGAGGCGACAUACUAUGACAAGCAGUGGCAAGCAUCCUGGGAAUCGGAUGGGACAGCAGAAAAAAAGCCGUAGCUAGCUGCUGAUGAUUGUGUUGGGUCCUGGAAUCAAAUUCCGUUGCAUCUACAACGGAGUCGAGAUUUUUCACAGUGAUAUUUGUUUUGUAGCAUAAAUCCAAUCAAAAGCCAAACUUGUGCUCAAAAUGUCGUUGCUAUUUUGCACCGGGAAUGGAUAAUACAGAGACCAUCAUACCA